AUGUUAGUGCCUACUAUAAACGAUUUCGUGACAAACCUGACGAGUGUUGCCCUAAACCUAGCUCGCAGCAACUACGACGCUCGCAAGCCCACCGCGGUGUCGUUCUGGAGCUCGGCGGGGGAGCCGGUGGUGGCGGGCUUCCUGCGCGGCUACCCCAACGCCGUGCUGACCACUGACCUGCGCCGCAACCGGACCAUCGACGCCGACCAGUUCGUGUUCAUCACAGAGUCGUCGCAGGACUACGACCUGAUCUUCCGCGCGGUGAACUGGACUCGCGUGCAGCCCGUGGCGGUGGUGCUAGUGCUGCUGGCGCCCGCCCCGCGCGCUGCGCUGCGCCCCCUCGCCGCCGCCGGCUGGAGGCACAACGUCACCGACCUGUUCAUCGUGCACCGAAGUAGCUGCGGGGGCGAGGUGCAGAUCUCCACCUACCUGCCCUUCAGCGGCGGCCGCUGCGACAACGUGGAGCCGGUCACCCUCAGCUACUCCGACGCUCCAGUUAUCUUUCCGAGGAAGUUUAAAAACUUCCACAAGUGUCCACUGAGAGUGUCGUUCGUGGAGAACCUGGGCAACGUGGUGGUGGUGCGGCGCAAGAACGGGGGUAUACAGGUGCGCGGGACGGAGGGGCUGCUGGCGCGGCUGCUGGCGGCGCGGCUCAACGCCUCGCUGGUGCCGGUGUUCCCGCGCGACGGCGGGGAGUACGGCGGCGCGGCGGGGGGGCGCUGGACCGGCUCCGUGGGCGACGUGGUGCACGGCCGCGCCGACGUCUCCGCCGCCUCCGCGCUGCUCAACCUGGAGCGGUACCGCGCCACGCAGCCCACGCACAGCUACAAGGUGGCCACGGUGGUGUGGGUGGGCCCGCCGCCGCGCGAGCUGCAGGCCUGGGCCAAGGUGCUCAUCCCGCUCUACAACGGCACCAGCAUGUGGCUGCUGCUGGCCAGCGCCGCCUUCUACCUCGUGUCGGUGGCCAUACACAUCCUCCAGGAUCCAGAGCACACGGCGAGGAACAACACCCUGCUGCACUCCGUAGCGAUAUUCCUGGGACAAAACGUGAGGUUCGAGACCAAAUUCUGGUUGCUGAACAGCCUCUUCGCGAUGUGGCUGUGGUUCUGUGUCAUAGUGGCCAUAUUUUUUCAGGGGGAACUAGUGAAAGGCUUACAGCAGAGCAUCCUGGAGCCCGGUAUGACGACUUUCGAGGAAGCGGUGAAGGAGGUGAACGGCUACGGGGGCAUCGCAUCGCUGCUGAACUUUUACGAGGACGACGAGGAGUUCAAAGCGAGGUACCAGCAGAUCAGCGUGAAGUCGACGGGCGCGAAGCUGCAGGCGAUCUCGCGCGGGGAGCGGUUCCUGUUCGCGACGGACGCGCGGGCGGCGCGCACGUCGCGGCUGGCGCUGCAGCGGCUGGCGGGGGCGGUGGCGCGCGCGCCGGUGCCGCUGCUGGCGCGCGCGCGCUGGCCCGGCGCCCGCGAGCUGGACGCGCUGCUGCUGCGCGUGCUCGAGGCCGGCUUCUUCGAGAAGAUCGAGGACGACUCGGAGGACCAGAUCACGCUCAAGUACUUCUACCACCGCCGCGGCGGCGCGCGCCGGUUCAACGCGCUCGACCUGUACCACGUGAGCGGAUGCUUCUACAUCUACAUCAUAAUGGUGUGUGUGUGCACUGCUGUGUUUGUUAUCGAAAUUAUUUGGUUUAGGUUUUCGGAGAAACGAAAGAUAAUGUGUUAA
Plutella xylostella (diamondback moth) is the source of this 1719-nucleotide messenger RNA. RefSeq lists its product as uncharacterized. The record is from RefSeq and is a predicted model, not a curated record. Lineage: Eukaryota; Metazoa; Arthropoda; Insecta; Lepidoptera; Plutellidae.